AUGGCGACUCUGGCGGCCAGCUCCGUGUCCGACGACUCUGACUCCGACUCCUCUCAGUCCAGCGAGGCAAGCACAUGGGAUUCUCAAGUGUUAAGCAGUCAUGCUGAAUGUCUGGAGCUGGAGGAGUUAACUGCAAUAUCAGUCAAUCCCUGUCUGCUUCCAGCUCUCAAUCAGUUGCUUCUCGAGGCGUAUGCCAUUCUGCGUCCCAAGCCACUUGACUAUGACCAGCGCAACGCCUUGGUUGAUGUCUUCAGGGAGAUGGUGAAUCGAAGAUUUGGUAGCAACAGUGGGUCUCCGGUUGUGGAACCAUUUGGAUCAUUCACGAUGGAUUUAUUUACUCCUCAUAGUGACCUGGACCUCUCUAUCAAUUUCAGUGCUAAUACUGAUGAGCGAUAUACUCGCAAGCAAAUGAUCUCUAUUAUCAGGAAAUUUUCCAAGGUUCUAUAUUCUCAUCAGAGGAGUGGAAUUUUCUGUGGGGUUUUACCUAUUGUAAGUGCUAGGGUGCCUAUACUGAAGGCUAUUGAUUGUGGCACAGGGAUCGAAUGUGAUAUUUCGGUUGAAAAUAAAGAUGGCAUGACAAGGUCAAUGAUCAUCAAAUUUGUUUCCUCACUUGAUGAAAGGUUUCAGAUACUAAGUUACUUGGUUAAGUUCUGGGCUAAGGUUGAAGAUUUCUUGGACCGAUCGCAAAAUUUUGCAAGGUCAGUGGGAAAGGUGCAGAUGCAGAAGAUUUGCAAAUGCCUUAGAGAAUGUGCUUUGAACUUGUUAGAUUUCAUGAGAGGGAAAAUGGACAUAAUGAAGCUGAGGACCCUUUUAUUUGGGUGGCUUAGCCCAGAUGAAUUAGGCAGCAAACCUCGUUUGGAGCAUGUCAAGAGAAAAAGGAAGUGGGGACUGACCCCACAGGGAAGAUGUGUGUUCCAGAAGAGUGCACAGCAUGGUGGUAGUGCUACUAGCAGUGAUUCGUUACCCACUGCUAACAAGGUCUUGCCUCACGCGCUCCAUUAUCGAGUGGCCGGCCAACAGUCUAGCACUCAUCAGUUUGUGCCCAUUAUUCGGUGGCCUCGAAUCAUUCCUUCUGGUUUUGGCUAUGGAUUAUCGCUUGGGAUUCCAUCAGUUGCUCCUCACCUUGGCAAGGGAAUACUGGGCAAGCCACCGAGUAAUAUAACUCCCUUAAAUCAAUGGAGCUCAACUCAACUAGUGCACAUACAGCAAAAAGGUCCGCUUCUGCAGACUCCACACCAGCAUACAUGUCAGCAGUCAUGUAGCGGAGCUUAUGGAGCCGAGCAGCUCCGGCACAAUGAUAACGUCCGGUGA
This is a messenger RNA of Miscanthus lutarioriparius, 1311 nucleotides long. The record is from the annotation of a GenBank genome assembly. Lineage: Eukaryota; Viridiplantae; Streptophyta; Magnoliopsida; Poales; Poaceae.